Herpailurus yagouaroundi (jaguarundi) is the source of this 1222-nucleotide messenger RNA. RefSeq names its product probable G-protein coupled receptor 153. The annotation marks the transcript as partial. Lineage: Eukaryota; Metazoa; Chordata; Mammalia; Carnivora; Felidae. The transcript is spliced from 3 exons. The record is from RefSeq and is a predicted model, not a curated record. Gene Ontology annotation, biological process: G protein-coupled receptor signaling pathway. Gene Ontology annotation, molecular function: G protein-coupled receptor activity. Gene Ontology annotation, cellular component: membrane.
CGCGGGCCGCUCCGCCGCCAGCCACCCCCGCGGACCCCGGCGGCCCGCGCUCGGCCCGGGAGCGCGUGAGCCUCAGCCAGAGCCGGAGGCGGGAGCAGCGAGCAGGAGCCCCGGGCGCCCGAACGCAGGAUGCUCGCGGUCCCUGGUGUCUCCGAGCCACCACGUGUGAGGGCCGCUGCUCCCAGCUGAGGCCUGGCCCCGAGGAGGAUGUCUCAGCUGCCGGCCGGCGCCCGUCUGCACCAUGAGUGAUGAGCGGCGGCUGCCUGGCAGUGCGGUGGGCUGGCUGGCAUGCGGAGGCCUCUCCCUGCUGGCCAAUGCCUGGGGCAUCCUGAGUGUGGGUGCCAAACAGAAGAAGUGGAAGCCGCUGGAGUUUCUGCUGUGCACGCUCGCGGCCACCCACAUGCUCAACGUCGCGGUGCCCAUCACCACGUACGCUGUGGUGCAGUUGCGGCGGCAGCGCCCCGACUACGAGUGGAACGAGGGCCUCUGCAAGGUCUUUGUCUCCACCUUCUACACCCUCACCCUGGCCACCUGCUUCUCCGUCACCUCCCUCUCCUACCACCGCAUGUGGAUGGUCCGCUGGCCGGUCAACUACCGGCUGAGCAACGCCAAGAAACAGGCAGUGCAUACGGUCAUGGGCAUCUGGAUGGUGUCCUUCAUCCUGUCAGCCCUGCCUGCCGUCGGCUGGCACGACACGACUGAGCGCUUCUAUACCCACGGCUGCCGCUUCAUUGUGGCAGAGAUCGGCCUGGGCUUCGGCGUCUGUUUCCUGCUGUUGGUGGGCGGCAGUGUGGCCAUGGGUGUGGUCUGCACAGCCAUCGCCCUCUUCCAGACACUGGCUGUGCAGGUGGGGCCGCGGGCCGGCCGCCGCGCCUUCACCGUGCCCACCAUCGUGGUGGAGGACGCCCAGGGCAAGCGCCGCUCCUCCAUUGACGGCUCUGAGCCCGCCAAAACCUCGCUGCAGAUCACGGGCCUGGUGGCCACCAUCGUCAUCAUCUACGACUGCCUCAUGGGCUUCCCCGUGCUGGUGGGUGAGACUGUCAGCUGGCGGGAGCCUGUCAGGGGGACUUGGGCUCCGGGACAGCCCUGGGGUCAGGCACGCUCCAGGCGUCAGGUGGUUGAAUCCUCCCACCCAAUCCGUGGCAGGGGGCGGGGGGGGGGGGGGAGGCAUUAUCAUCAUCAUCAUCCCAUUUUGCAGAUUUGGAAACUGAGGUUCAGAGAG